Toxotes jaculatrix (banded archerfish) is the source of this 1024-nucleotide messenger RNA. RefSeq names its product polyglutamine binding protein 1 (gene pqbp1). Gene Ontology annotation, molecular function: ribonucleoprotein complex binding; protein binding. The coding region runs from base 78 to 737 and encodes 219 amino acids. NCBI's taxonomy places the organism in Eukaryota, Metazoa, Chordata, Actinopteri, Toxotidae. Gene Ontology annotation, cellular component: cytoplasm; nuclear body. The transcript has 7 exons. The record is from RefSeq and is a predicted model, not a curated record. Gene Ontology annotation, biological process: alternative mRNA splicing, via spliceosome.
CGUCAUCAUUACGCGCGCCGUGUGCUGUUUGGGGGAAGGCGCAUCGUCCAGUCUUUGGAUUUUCAUAAACGUAAAGGAUGCCUCUACCUCCGGCACUGUUGGCCCGCUUGGCCAAGAGAGGGAUUGUUAAACCAACAGAGCAAGAAGCAGAUGAGGAGAUUAUAGCUGAAGAUUAUGAUGACAACAACGUAGAUUAUGAAGCCACCAGACUAGAGAGCCUCCCACCAAACUGGUACAAAGUGUUCGACCCUGCUUGUGGUCUCCCUUAUUACUGGAAUGUGGAAACAGACUUGGUGUCCUGGCUGUCCCCAAAUGACCCGUCUGCGGUGGUGACAAAAGCUGCCAAGAAACUAAGAGUAGAUGGAGGAGAAGAAAGAAUUGAGAGGCAGUUUGAGAAGCCAGACAGAGAACGAGAGCGAGACAGAGAUCGGGAAAGGGACCGGGACCGAGACAGGGAUGACGUGAGGGACAGAGACAGAAGAAAGCAGAGGAGGGAAGACACUGCACCAUACAGCAAGAGCAAAAGAGGUAGAAAAGAUGAUGAGAUGGACCCUAUGGAUCCAAGUGCUUAUUCUGAUGCCCCAAGGGGCACAUGGUCAAGUGGUCUGCCGAAGCGUAAUGAAGCUAAGACAGGUGCAGACACCACAGCUGCAGGGCCUCUGUUCCAGCAGAGGCCGUACCCCAGUCCAGGAGCCGUGCUCAGGGCUAACGCAGCAAACCAACUACCCAAGGAAUAAGCUGCGCUCCCAGGAGGAAAACAACCAACAAAGACGCAGUUUGUCGGCCCUCUGCUCCUCCGCCGUUGCAGACUCGCAUCUCUCUUAAGUUUUCUUUUUGUUGUGAAAUGUGUGAACGUCAGAAAACGAAUUUGCAGCUUUUGUACAACCAGUGCGUUCAGUCUCUUGUCAAAUGUGUAGAACAGUUGUAAAUAUGUUUUUAUAAGACCUGAAGAUUGACCCUCUUGUUGUUAUUUGGGCAAUUAGUGGGCAUCAUUUGCUAAUAAAUUUAAUGAUUACUGUGAAAA